UGGUGAUGAUUGGUUGGCGUUAACCCCGCCCCUGGACGCCGUGACGUAGCUUCUGCCCCAGAUGGAAGUAGUGUGAUCCCAGGGGCUGAACUGCCAAGGUUAAUGACACAGCCUCUCACAGACAGCUGGUGAAAUGGCCGGGUUCCUGGAUAACUUCCGAUGGCCGCAGUGUGAGUGCAUCGACUGGGGCGAGAAGAGGAACACCAUUGCGUCCGUGGUGGCCGGCGUUUUGUUUUUUUCAGGGUGGUGGAUUAUAAUCGAUGCGGCGGUGGUGUAUCCUAAACAAGAGGACCUGAACCACGCCUUCCACACGUGUGGGGUCUUUUCUACGGUGGCGUUCUUCAUGAUAAAUGCUGUAUCCAAUGCCCAGGUGCGAGGCGACAGCUACAGUGAUGGCUGCCUGGGCCGAACAGGGGCUCGGAUCUGGCUCUUUCUUGGCUUUAUGAUGAUGUUUGGAUCUCUCAUUGCCUCCAUGUGGAUCCUUUUUGGAGCUUAUGUCACACAACAUGUCAACGUCUACCCUGGUCUGGCUGUAUUUUUCCAGAAUGCUCUAAUAUUUUUUAGCACACUCAUCUACAAGUUCGGGAGAACUGAAGAGCUCUGGUCAUGAAGCCAUCGUCCACCAUGUUUUCUUAUUAGUUAGAACGUUCUGCUGUCUUUUAUUGCUGGUUAUGUUUUAUACAUAUCAACCAAUUGUCCAAGUACAAUUCCGAGUAGAGGAGAGAAGGUGCAGGCUUCCGGAUGGGUUUAUUUACUGGGUCACCAACAUGAGGAUCUAUUUCUCGCCCUUAAAAAGUCCACAUCUAGAAUUAAAAAAAAAAAGAAGCAACUUUUCAUAUAAAAAAAAAAUCUACAGCUCCUGUGUCUCCAUGCCGACAGACUACAAACAAACCCCGUGCAGUCUGAUCCUGCAGUCCUACUGCCAUCAGUCUGUAUGUUAGCCAGAAGUAGGCGAUUGAUAGAAGGGAGGAAAUCAUGGCGGCCAGAUCUGACUAUGUAGACUCAAAAGAGUAAAGACUAAAACCGUUUGUAAAGUUGCUUAAAUUUUUUUAUUUUGGAUUCAUUAGAACAAUAGAAAAAAAAUCAUUGUGAAUAUGGGAUUCUCUUUUUAAUCGAGGAGGAAGGUUGCUUUAAAUGGGUUGUCAGUUGUUUUAUUAUAGUUUAAACCUGCCGGCAGCCUGCAAAGAGAUAAAAAUAAAUAAAUGUACCCCUUUUUUAUUCAGCUGCCUCUCCAUGAGCCCACUGAGGCCAGUGGUUGGUUGCAGCAGUAUAUGGCACAUCAAUACAGCCAAAACGGUGUGUUACUUCAGCACAGAGACGAGGACGGAGCGGAGAAGCUGGAUCGGUGGGGGUGGGAAAGGAAAGUGAAUUUUUUCUUCCAUUACCUUAGCAGAUUUCCAGAAGUAUUGAUGGCCUAUCAGGAUAGGUGAUCAAUAUCUGAUCAGUACUGGUCGACACACGGCACCCCUGCCGAUCAGCUGUUUGAGAAGGCCAAAGCGCCCGCUUCGAACAGCCGAUUGGCGGGGCUGCCAGGAGUGGACACCAACUAAUCAAAUAUACAUGACCUACUCUGAGUAUAGGUCAUCAGUAUUCUACUCCCAAAAACACCCUUUAAGCUAUGAUAAACUACUCGGUUCUGCCCUUUUAAAUAAAGCAGUGUAUUACAACCUGUGGCUUUCCAGCCAUGCCUCACCUUCAUGUCCUAGCAGGCUGUAAGGACAUAUUGGGUGGUGUUGUUUCCAAGCAGAUGGAGAACCACGGUUUGGGGGCCAGUGCCCUCGUACCUUCUUUUUCUUUUCCAAAUGGUGGUGACCCAUAGUACCCAGCCAGGUGACGGUCUUUUCUAAGCUGUAGAGCACAAGUCUUUAGCAAGGUUUCCAUUUUUCUUCUUCGUGUUCAGAAACUGUGAUAACCUGGUUCCAACUUUAUUUUUUAGAAUCGGGUAGAUUUGGCGCCACUUUCUGGUGGUGGUUCGCAAUAGGUUCAUGGUUGGGCUGCUGUCUCUCUCACGGCAGGGAUCGGGCAUUCGUUGUCUUUAUGUUCCUGGUCAAGUAAACCAAGACAGAUCGGUGUCCAUUCAUUAAAGGGGUUGUCUCAUUGGCACUUUGAUGGCAUAUCGCUAGGCUAUGCCACCAUUUUCUGAUAGAUGCAGGUCCCGCCUCUUGGACCCUCACUUAUCUCCAAAAUGGGACCCCUGAACUCAGAAAAGCGCAGCCACGCUCUAUUCAUCUAUGUGGGACUGCCAAAAAUAGCUGUCUCCAUCAGUCCCAUAAAAUGAAUGGAGCGAUGGCCACGCUUGCCUGGUGGAAAUAGGUAUUUUCGGAACCCCCCCAUAGAAAUGAAUGGAGAGCAUGCUGCGCUUGCGCAGUGCACUCUUUCACUUUUGGGGGCCCAUGCUGGAGAUAGGUGCGUGUCUCAGAGUUGGGACCCGGACCUAUCUGACUUUGGCAUAUCCUAGCGAUGAUACAACCCUCUUUAGCCAGAUGAAACAACCCCUUAAAACUCUAUAUACAAGCCCUUGUAGCUGCGGCCUGUCACUCCAUCCGGAGAUAUCAGCAUGGGGGGGACAUGCAGUGGUUGUAAGUCCAGGACAGCGAAAGCCCCCUCAGUAAUACAGUUCGCAGUGUGCACAGCCUGAUGAUGUCAUUAUAGUAGCACAGUUGCCAUUGUUUUCUAUAGGGAAGAAAUUUACACUGAAGCCAAUGCUGACAUAGCAUUUUUUUUUCAUGUAGACCGGGCUUAAAGGGACUGUCCAGGAUUAGAAAAAAAAAAAGUAGACCUUGUUUUUCUAAACUUGGACAACCCUUUAAUGGCUGAAACAAGUGACCUCAGAUAGGACAUUUAAAGGAGAAUGUCCUGCGGUUAUGCUUAAAUGCACAAAUCCAAUAAAUGCUGCGCAGUGUCAGUCUCAAUAGCCAUAUAGCAGAACACAGCGGAGGCAUAUUUAUUGUACAUUCAUGUGUGACCUGCUGUUUUCCAUCCUUCUUGUACUCCCCGCGUGGCGUCUUUUAUUAUUGUAUUGCUUUGCACUGAACCAUGAAAAUGUCAGCCUCGUAAAUCUCACGUCCCGAUUAGAUAACUGCAUGUUGUCUGCAUGGCAUUGGUGAGCGGGGGAGGGGGCCCUGUGCGCACAUUGCAUGCAAGGCUGCCCUCUGCUGGUGGCACUGACCUCUACGUUCACAUUGCUGUUUUAGUCUCUUUUGCAAAACCGAGAAUAGAUCCCAUUGGAAGAAAGUGGAAAAUAUAUGCAUUUGCAGUUAAAAAAAUAAAUAAAAAAAUGGCGGCAGGAACGCUGUUUAACGGGGACAAAAAAAUCGGAGCGUGUCUAAUUGGGCACGCCCGCUGUUUCAUUUACCGCCAUUCCUUCUGAUAGUGAUAGGUUUCCUGACAAUGGCAAGUAAUGGCUGUGACCUCCACUGUGCCGUACCACUAUUGACCGUCAUGUCACAUCAUUUUAAGUCACCGUGGGGGGAGCUCCUGUGUAUAUGACGUACAUUGAAUAUCCUAUGUGCCAAGAAGUUUUAUAGGGGUUGUCCAAGAUUGGAAAAACAUGGCUUCUUUCUUCCAAAAA
Molecule: messenger RNA, 3571 nt
Organism: Bufo bufo (common toad)
Lineage: Eukaryota; Metazoa; Chordata; Amphibia; Anura; Bufonidae
Gene: TMEM50B
Product: transmembrane protein 50B
Exons: 7
Coding region: 134-610 (158 amino acids)
Biological process (GO): late endosome to vacuole transport via multivesicular body sorting pathway; protein targeting to vacuole
Source: RefSeq, a predicted model, not a curated record